GUACAUAUCGGUUGAACAGUUUCAUAAACUACGAAAAAUAGACUCAGGUGUCGCUAGUUGCGUCGUCUAUCUCUUUUUGUCAUAUCGCAUUAGAGGAAAAUGGAAGGGCAUUAUUGUAUGUGUAUAUGUACAAUCUUGCGUGGACAUGUGUACUGUACGAAUUCUUUCCUUUCAUUCGUUAUUUGCAGUGUUUCACUUUGUAAGCAUCGCUUUUAUUGCGAUUGAUUUGUUUUUAUUAUAAUUUAGUGAUAGUGGUUUAUAAAGGUACCUUUCUUGUGAGAAACAAGUGAUCCCAUUCUACUGAAUCAAGCUGUGAUAAAAGUGGACAUACAUGAUGAUGAGACGGACACAUCUCGCUAUGUGACCUUUUUACACACUGUGGUUUCUAAAGUGUACAUUAUGCGAUUCUGUCGAAGAUAAUAAAAAACUAAACCGCAGCUACUCGUUUUUUCAAGAAGUUACAAUAGUUUUACAAUGGGGUCGAAAAGGGCUCCGCCAUAAAAUAAUCAACAGGGACAUUUGUCGAUCGUAAAACUACAAUUCAUGAUUUCGAUACAAAAAAAGACAACAGUCGACGAUGGUGAAGCGGCCCCGGAACAAGAGGAGGCCGACAAGCGAUGAUCGGUGGGCUGGAAGCGAUGCAGAAAGAGGUUCCAGCUGGUCCGUCGGAGGAUCACGUCGCGGCACGCUCAGCUAAUGAGCGGCAGAGUGACGCGGCGUGUGAUGUGUGUGUGCGAUGUCGGGCAAGCCCGCGAGUGUGGGCGCGUCGCGAGCGGGUGUGGCGGGCUCGCCGCGCGUGCUGGUGUACGUGGCCGAGCCGCGCCAGCUAGAGGCCGGCGCCGCGGGACCCGAGCCGCCGCCCGCGCGCCACCCGCCGCUCGACGCGCUCUACUUGCCCGAUAACCUGCAGCCUCAUCUCUCGCUGCCCCGCGGGCCUCCUUACAGGCCUAACUUGGAUAGGCCUGAUCACCGAAAUCCUUCCAACGCCAUAUUCUACAAACCAUUGAAUGAAACUGAAGGCAAGUUGAGUGUUUAUGGGGCUGCAGAUGGGGUAGUGCAACGGGCAGACCUGUGUCCGAGUUCCAGGCAGUGUGCCAAAGAGCCCUGUAUAAAAAAUGACAACAGUAGAAAUGCAAGUGACGGUGGCUCUGUUGUGAAGCGUGAUUGUGCAGACCAAUUGGGUAUAGAUUUUUGUGGUGUAGAAACAUUUAAUAGACAGCUACCUGUGGAAACCUUAGAUGCAGCUACAUAUCCAAGAUGCACAAUCCCAGGAAGCUCUGAUAGUACUAUGCAUCCUGUUCAACAGGUAGAAAUUCGGCAUGGUCAAAAUCAAUUCAGUGAGAGUGUGACAGUACACAGUGGUGACAUAGUAAACUGCAGUGACAGAGAGCUAUCUGUGAGUAAGGGCUUUGUGAACUACCAGUUUUUGGAACAGAGUGUGUCACACCAAUCUAUAGUGAAUCAAAGUAUAAGCAUUCUUAAUCAACAAGUGGGUGUAAAUCGUGGAAUUAUCAGUGAAGGUGAUGGUGGCAGUGGUCCCCAAUUAGUUAGAACUGCAGAUGGUAUGGUCCUGGCUGUGUUGCCUGCCCCAGUUAUAGCACAGCCUGGUGACCUGGCAGAGCCUGCCUCCAGGCCGGUGUCUACUGACUCCACACAGACUGUAAUAGUGCCCUUGGGUUGGAGAAGGAUUGUCAAUAGUGCAUCUGUUCUCUAUAUAAGUCCGAGCGGCACAGCAUUGAGUACUCUAUCACAGCUGCGAGAAUAUCUUCAGACGGCUGGCACUUGUAAAUGUGGGUUGCCUUGUCCGUUGAGACCGGAGACUACAUUCAGUUUCGAUCCAAAGGUGGCUAGCAAACCUUAUCAAGCUGUUUCUGGGGCAGAGUUGACGAAAUUGUGCAAUCAUAAACGGAAACUACUGGCAACACUGCAAGCGCGCUCCCAGUCACCCGCUACGCCACCCCCGCAGAAUAUUGAACAAAAAAAAGUCGCGGCUACCGAGUCGACAGCAGUCAAGAAAAAGAUGAAGAAAAGGUCCGGAUUCGCAACUAAUGUGAGUGUCUCCCAAUUAAUGGUGCAGAGGGAACGCUCCCAUGGCGAGAUAAAGUCUCAAGAUUCGGAACCUUGUCGCGAAGUGUCAUCAGCUAUCGCGAUACAGCGCGGGAACAACACGCAACAAUCUUGUCUAUCAACGUUUCCACCAGCGCAACAGGGCGCAGUCUCCCAAGAUGGAGAUAUACGGCAAGAUACCCACGUCCACCGGAGUUCUCACUAUCUCACAGUGAACAGCGGGUGGAUAUCACAACAUCAGGAGAAUUCUGACAAUGGACAGAAGCUCAGCCAGUCUUCUGCUGUAUCAGCUAGUUCCUCUAUUAAUAUUGGAAUGCCGGUUUUAGGCACUAACGGCCAAAUAAUUGGGGUUAAUACUGGACUUAGUAAGCAUUCAAGCUACAAAAAUAUUUCAACCAUUUCUCAGAAUUUAGAAAUUGAACAAAAAGAAGAUAAGAAAGAUGUAACGACGUUGCAAAAUUCCCAUUCUUUAAAUUUAAAACACCCUUACAAAGAGGAAGAAUCACAAAUAUUUUGUGGUUUAAACCAACCGUUAACUCCAGAAGUAAUGCAAAAAAUUAACGAGCAACAACAGAUAUUUAUACAACAAAAUCAGAAGCAAAUUGAAAUGAAAAUGAAAGGUUUUAGGACACAGAUAGAAAAUAUUAGCCAAAAUAAGCAAAGUCAAAGUCAAUAUGUGCCUCAAGCUCAGUUAGUAAUACAGAAUGGUGCAGUGGUUAAAACAAAUCCAGCGAAAACGCCUCCAUGGCAAGUGAAGAGGAAUGACUCUAAUUUCUCUAAUCCUAUAACAAGUCCCGGACCGAAAUUACAAAAACCAGAUAAUACAGAUUACGAUGAAGUUAAUACAAACAUAUCGGAGGAUUCUUCUAGUUCCUACAGCUCGUUCUCGAGUAACGAACAAGCCGUGAAUCAAGCGAUGUGCUCGCGUGUACCUCCGUUACCGCAACACUACACCAUGAUGGGGCAACAAUGGCCUGCCACAGAUACAAACAAGAAAAAGACUAAAGGUAAUAAAGGCGGUAAAAAGAAAAAUAGUCCAGCGGAAAAUAAAGUUGUCACGAUUGGAUGUAACGGAAUGCGCCUCUUACAAGAUGCAAAAGGUAUGCCAUGUGACGAUCUAUCGAGCAAUAAUGUUCCAUCUUUUAUGGAAGACCCUAAUGGAUACUUGGCCCAGCAAACAGUAUUAUUGAAUAAUACUAUUUCGAAACAAGUAGGGAUAAAUUCGUCAUAUGAUAACAAUCAGUAUGAUAAUACUAAUAACAGUUGCUUCGUCACGCAAAACCAGGUGGAGAAAAUCAAGCCCGUUGUAAAAUCUAACGAAAUUUCUAACAUCUACAGACACAAUGUGCCAAAUCCAUCACUUUCUCCGACCAGCAUACCUGACAGUAGCAUGUUACCGGACAACGUUAUGCCUCAGUGUUGUAAGGGUUGUAAUCUAUCAAUGAAGAAUAAUAGCCCUGAGUAUACAGACAAUCAGGUGAGACUUAAAUAUAUGAAGCACAAUGUAUACAAGAUGGAAAUAGAUGGCAGCCAUGCAAUUUCAAGUCCCAAGCAUAGUUAUGAUGAUAAUCCAGUAACAUCGACAUUCAUUGAACGAAGUCCCACGUUGAACGACAACUGCGGUCCUAUACAGGCUGGAACUGUUAGCACCAGCAACGUUUCGCUCACAGAGACUCUUCAACCUCCAGAACCAUCGCCGACGUCAUCAAAUAGUUCAAGGAACACGGACACUCCACAUAGUAGCGGCAGCAAUAGUUCUCAAGUGCUACCUAACGGUUCAUAUCCAGUACCAAGUCCGGCAUGUUCGAAUUCCGGUUCGUGUCGCGACAAUUUUAACAGUAAUCCCCCGACACCAGGCAGCAGUCAAGUUUAUGCUUAUAAUUCCCCUGGACCGCCAAACAACCAGUCUAUUACUGGUACUCAAAUGAUGCAUUUCAUAUCGAAUCAUAACGUGAAUAAAAAUCUCAUGGAAGUAGAUAACAUAUCAACAAUGGUCGGAGUAAAAUCCGGUUUAAAAUCGUCUCCGGAUAUGUAUAGACUAGAAUCUCGAAGACGGAUAGAAAAUACCAUGCCGGGCUACUGUCCCCCUCCGCAUCUUGGCGGAGGUCCAGCCCACUCACUAAUACAAACAUGUUACGUCCAAACAUUUGUAACGACUAUGGCUAGUGGAUUUUCUGUCACUCGAGAUACCGUUACCUCGGUGCUAGCUGGUAAGGCAAAUACUGCAACUACAUCAAUAAAUGCUUCUCAAGCCAAUUUCAUUAGGCCGCCCCCACCGCCAAGCAUCAAUUUAGCCACCACGUACGCAAUACCAAAUAAUCAACCGGAUCCCUUCUUUAAUUCAGUAAACUUACCAACCAGCUAUCCUUUACAUAUAGCUGGAACAACGGCGCAGAGCAUGAUUACUAAAUCACCGCUAGAAAUGGUGCAAAAUGUUAUUGGGAAUUUGCCAGCUAAAUCGGAAACGGGAAUCACACAAUCAGGCUCUCUAUCACAAUUGAGGAAGACAUGUCCAACAACACCUGGCCAAAUUCUCAUAUCCUCGACUGGUCAAAUAAUUGUAUCCAACAAUCAGAUGCCGCCGCCACCCCCUAAGACUACGACCGCAACAUCGGCAAUUCAAAGCUCUGGCGCUGUGACAAAUGUCAGCGCGUCUGUUACUCAAGUUAUACCGACAGUGGGUACGGUACAGCCGAUGGUGAAUCAACCUACAGUGGUGGUGAAUACUUUACCAGCGCCAUUCGUUUUGCAGCCGCCAAUGGUAGCCGUGGACGGCCAAGUCGUACAACAGAAUGCCGUGUUGCCACAAAUUAUGACUGGAGGCAUCGUACCAGGGCAAUCACCGAACGAAAACACCAGGCAGCUCGAUGUUAAAAAUCAUCAUAGUUUCGUGCAGGGUGUAGCCAUGUUGUCUCCAGAGAGCUUAAAAAAGAGAAAUAAGAAAAAGAAGACUCAAUCGCCUAACAUAACGAAUGUUUUACAAAUAGCGGCACCACAGCCGAACCCUAGUAAUAUAAUGGUGCAUCAUACCUCGCCUCAACACAAUACUAGUCCACAAUUUUCACCUAGGAAUUUUCAACUGUCUCCAAAUAACAACAUAUCACCCACACCUAUGCUGCAAGCGCUUACUAUAUUGCCGGGCAAAUCUGGAACUCCAGCUCAUAUAGUAAUGAAUGGACAAGGUAACACAAAUAAUUAUGGUUCCCAGCAAAUAAUCGCCAACACGUCCCCGUCGCAACAAAUAAAUCUGUUACAACCAGUUAACUUAUUGAACAAUGCUAGUGGCGUCAUGCCAAAUUUUCCAGCUUUCCAACAAUUUAUCGUGCCUAAUCUCGGCGGUAUGGUAAUGACUGCCGACGGUACUGCCAUUAUUCAAGAUAAUUCUACCGGAAUGCCUAUGCAGCUUCAACUGCAAGCGGUCAACGGACAGAAUGUCCUUACUCCCAUGCAAAAUUCUAGCGUGUUCGCCACCGGCCCAAACAGUGGAGUUGUCAUUCGAGCUCAGAAUCAACAGAGCAAAAUAAUACAGUCCCAACACAGCCCCGGUGCUCAAUUUUUGUCUCCAAACGGCCAAGUCGUCAUGAAUGGUCCUAAUUUUAAUGGUCAACUGAGCCCGUUGCUCGCUAAUCUCAGUCCGACGAGUGUGACUUUUAACACAGCUGCUCAAAUGCGUCCCGGAAGUGUUCAGACGCAGGAAUACAUCCAGACAAACCAGGCCGGACAGACGCUAAUGGUACCGUUGUCGCCGAAGCGUGUCUCGCUCGCCUCCGCACCCACGAACAGGGGCAAUCCGACAUUCGUCCACCAGAACACGACCAUAGUGCAGCAGCAGACCACUUUGGUAUCCAACUCGCAGGGCGCCGCACAGGUGGCGCUCGCGGCCGCUCCACACGUCCGACCCUUCGGCGACGCGCUCGGCGCCAAGAAUAAGAGCAGGACGCUCGCCGAGGCGGCCGCGGAACACGUCCGCGUUGAGGAAAUCGUCGAACGGAAGAUCAUUGGCGGCGUUCGCCAGCGCCAAGCGGACGGCGACGGCAGGGAUGCGGUCGAUGGACACGCGCGCCACUCGGUGUCCACGCAGACGCUGGUGAACCAGGCGGCGGGCGCGGGCGGGGGCGGGGGCGCGUGCGCGGGCUCGGCGGGCGCGGCGGGCGCGACGGGCAGCCCGCCCGACACCACGACGCACAGCCCGCUGGGCGCGCUGGAGCCGGCGCCGAGCCCGCGGCUGUGCGCGGCGCGGUGCCUCUCCACGCAGGCUAACUACGCCGACACCACCACCGAGUCCCCGGAGCCGGCAGACGCUAACUCCUCGGCAAUGGUGCAGUGCGUGUCCAGCAGCGAGCAGGACAUGGCCGACUCGCGCGACCACUCGUGGUCUGCGCCACGCAAUGACUUCAGCGCAGACAACGACGCGCAAAGUAUGAUUUCAAACAUUACAUUAAUGCGGUCAAAUCGUCCUCACAACACCGUGGAAUCUACCGACAUACAUUACAAUCAAAAUAUGAGCACGCCGUCUAUGAACAACCAACAUAUAAUGGCUAUGACGUCAAAUAGUUAUUACGACCGAACUCACACAUAUAAGAGGAAGAAUGAGUUCGGAGAUGGUUCCACGUACAGAUCGGACAAAAUAAUGAGGACGAACAGUUACAAUGCAAUCCACGGACUACCCAAAGAGUCAGAAUAUGACACGCUUGGUAUUAGCUCUCACGACAAAUCGCACACGCGACAUUUUCCAUCUGGAUCCAGUUCGGAGAUGUCAUCUUUGCCAAAGUUGUUUGACCGACAUUUAGGGUCGGGCGAUGAUACUAAAAGCGAAGACGAAGUCGACGAACGGCCGCAAGAGUCCAGUUGCGACAAACAAACGCACGACUUCGAACCGGGAGACCUAGUGUGGGGGCCCGUGAAGGGGUACGCGUCGUGGCCCGGCAAGCUGCAGGCGCGCGCCGCCGACGGCCGCUGGACCGUGCGCUGGUUCGGCGCCGACAAGGGCGUCGCGCUCCUCGACCGCGCGCGCCUGCUCUCGCUCUGCGACGGGCUCGAGGCGCACCACGCCGCCAGCACCAGGCACCGGAAGAGUAGAAAAUUAAACAGUCUCCUCGAGAAUGCAAUACAGGAAGCCAUGGCUGAACUUGACAAGAAGAGUGAAGAAAUGAUAAACAAAUCAGCUAAUGAACGGGCCCGUGAACAGGUAAAUGAGGAGACUGUAGUGACGGAGACUCCAAAGAGGGGAAAAAGGCCGGAUAAAAUGAGGAACAGGGAAAAGCACCAGAAGAAAAGUAUUGUAAAAUUAUCAGCUAAUACAAACAAACCAGCAGAUGCGAGGCUGCGCAGUUCCCGAUGACGACGCGGUAAUAUUGAUGGAGAACAUUUCAUGAAGCUGUCGUAAACCUUUCCUUAGAAUAAUGUAGGUGGCGUAAAUGACUUUUGAUGGAUGGUAUUAACAUAGUGUUAAAGUUAUUGUAUAGGGUUCCAAGGGUAACCAUAUUAUGUUAUAUUAAUAUUUUGAUAAGACGUUACAUGGUACGUGUCCAAUAAGACUUAACAUCGGCAUAAGAUGUGCGGAACAUCAUCACAUAAUCAAAUUACUAUCAUCACCGCAGUAUGACAUUAACAUAAAAUGUAGCUAUUUUAAAUUUAAAUUAAUUCUAGUUAGAACAAUUAAUUUGAGAUUUUAUGUAUGUACCUAUAUAAAGCUUAAUUUAAAAAAUCGUAACGAGUAUAUUUCUUGCUUAUCUAUAGGUGACUUUUACCAUUCCUUUUGAUAAUUGGGAUCACAAUGUAUGUUUUGUGAAUAUUACGAUAUAAAUGUCAUCUUUAGAUCAGAUUUCCUUCGGGACGUUAGAUGUUCCUAAUAAAUACUUAUAUGCGAAAUUGAAAUAAUUCCCAUUAUAAAAGAGAUGCUAAUGUAAUAAUGAUUUAUCACAGAUUUUAUAAAGUACGUUGUAAGUAUAGUGUAGAUUUAAAAACGUGAUUUUGAAUCAUCGUUAUUCCGCGUAAUAUUUUAAAUAAGUGAUAACUUUAAGUAACCUCACUGGAUUCUCACGAUAUAAUGUAAUAAAUUGUAAAAUUCCACGACCGCCAUCGAUGUCUUGUACAAUUAUAGUAAACUGUAAAUUAUUAAAAAAAAAUGCUAUAUAUUCUGUAAAUUAUGUGUUUUGUUAGAAAGUAAUAAGUAUAACACGAUUUCUAGUCAAAAUAUUGAACAUAUUGAAAUGUAGAUAUUAUAGAUGUGUUAACUGACAAUAACGCUGGCCUGGCGUCCCCGCUCCGGGACGCAGACGAUACGUCGACUUGUUUGGGUUUAAUAUUAUAAGUACAGAUCAUACAUUAUUACUUUCAACAUUGUGCUACUUGUUUACGUUAUUGAUUUUAUAUACUUCCGUUAAAUGUUCUAGGAUUGAUAUAAAUAAAUUUAAUAACGCCGUUUAGGUUGAAAUUUUGGCAUUACUAUAUGUGACUUCGUGUCAAAAUUUCAAUCUUUAUAAUAUUAUAAUAAUAGAUUACUAUCUUGAUAGAGAAAAAAAUUAUAACAUCGUCACAUUUUGUACGGAAUUUUUAAAAGUCUAUUGUAAUAAGGGGCCUAUUUGAGAAAAUAUACGGGCAUUCGAGAUUUAUAGAAAAAAAAAAACGCAGCCAUAUAUAAUGGUGUCGCAUCACAGACAAUCACA
Manduca sexta (tobacco hornworm) is the source of this 8735-nucleotide messenger RNA. RefSeq lists its product as uncharacterized. NCBI's taxonomy places the organism in Eukaryota, Metazoa, Arthropoda, Insecta, Lepidoptera, Sphingidae. The record is from RefSeq and is a predicted model, not a curated record. Gene Ontology annotation, cellular component: nucleus; chromocenter. The transcript is spliced from 9 exons. Gene Ontology annotation, molecular function: DNA binding; chromatin binding. Bases 737 to 7408 code for a protein of 2223 amino acids.